Molecule: messenger RNA, 2197 nt
Organism: Conger conger (European conger)
Lineage: Eukaryota; Metazoa; Chordata; Actinopteri; Anguilliformes; Congridae
Gene: pwp1
Product: PWP1 homolog, endonuclein
Exons: 15
Coding region: 143-1606 (487 amino acids)
Biological process (GO): rRNA processing
Cellular component (GO): nucleus
Molecular function (GO): protein binding
Source: RefSeq, a predicted model, not a curated record
ACAUUCAUUUUGUCACGUCACGGCUGCGCCCUGGAGAAAGAGGACCCAGUUCACGACACGUGUUGUGUACAGCGACUGGUGUCUCAUGUGUUUUGUUUUUUUGGCAUAUUGAUAAUUAAAUCUGGUUGGUUUUUUUGCGACCAUGAGUUCUCAAAUAACAUGUGUUGGAUGGGUAAAACGCGGAGUUUCUAAGGAAACGCCAGAGAAGGUGGAGUUGAGCAAAGAAGAACUGCAACGUAUCAUCUCUGAAGCGAAGGAGGAACUGGGAGGGCCCGGCGACGUUGGCGACGGUGAGGAAGAUGACGAGGGGAUGGGCAGUGGUCCAGAAACGGGUGAGGAGGCGGAGCCUGCGCCGGGGGAUGACAACGGGGAGAAAGACGAGCUGGCGGAAUACGAACUGGACAAAUACGACGAAGAGGAUAUAGUCACAGCAAACUUGGGGGAUGGUCUGGCGGGGCUCACGGUCUACAGCACCAAUGAGGAGGACCCCUACAUCACCAUAAAGGACACGGACCAGUACGAGAGGGAGGACUUUCAGAUCAAGCCCAGCGACAACCUCAUCAUCUCGGGCCGGGCAGAGAAGGACUGCUGUAACCUGGAAAUAUACGUGUACAACGCGGAAGAGGACUCUCUCUACGUGCACCACGACAUCCUCCUCCCCGCCUACCCUUUGUGCGUGGAGUGGCUGAACUUUGACCCCAGCCCUGAGGAAAGACAAGGAAAUUUUGCUGCCGUUGGCAACAUGACCCCGAAGAUCGACGUAUGGGAUCUGGACGUGGUGGACUGCUUAGAGCCUGUCUUCUCCCUUGGUAGCAGCAAAACCAAGAAGAAGAAGAAAGGCAAGAAGGCAGCUGCAGCAGAGCCAGUGGAGGGCCACUCAGACGCAGUUUUAGAUGUGUCCUGGAAUAAGCUGGUCCGAAACGUGCUGGCCAGUGGGUCCGCGGACAGCACAGUGAUCCUCUGGGACCUGGUGCAGGGCAAGCCCGCCUCUACGCUGACACGGCACACCGACAAGGUGCAGACGCUGAAGUUCCACCCCUUUGAAGCACAGACUCUCAUCUCUGGAUCCUACGAUAAGUCUGCUGUGCUGUAUGACUGCCGCAGUCCUCAGGACGGCCAUCGCACCUGGAGAUUCAGCGGUCAGGUGGAGCGCCUCACCUGGAACCACUUCUCCCCCUGCAACUUCCUGGCCAGCACGGAGGACGGCUUUGUGUACUGCCUGGACGCCCGCUCUGACAAGCCUGUCUUCACGCUCCGAGCCCACGACGGGGAGGUGUCGGGGCUGGACCUCAGCAGCCAGGUGAAAGGCUGCCUGGUCACCGCCUCUGAAGACAAACAUGUGAAGAUCUGGGACAUUCUGGGGAACAAGCCCAGCCUCGUCCACAGCCGGGACAUGAAGAUGGGGGUGCUGUUCUGUACGUCCUGCUGUCCUGACUUGCCCUUCGUGUAUGCUUUCGGAGGCCAGAAAGACGGACUCCGUGUCUGGGACAUCAGUGACGUAGCGGCAGUUUCCUCGACGUUUGGGAGUCGGGAGCGGUUGGUGGUGAACACACAAGCCACAGCCGGAACAAGCACCAGCACAGCCACUGAGAUGGAACUCUCCUAGUGUAAUCCCAUCUAACAGUGGUAAACCCCACCCUUCAAAUGGAACAGUCCUUACCCCCCUGGAAAUGGAGUUGGACAGUUUGGUCUCAUGUUGGGUACAAACUAUGUCCAUUAUUUGGAGUCCUACACAUUUGUAGGACUGUGUGCGGACCUACCCAAACAAACUGGCAAAUACCCUUUGAAAGAUCCAGUUGUCAGAGUGAAACCAGUCACUGAAGAUGCAUUUACUAUCUACUGCUACUACUGCUGAAAAGUACAGAGUAACUUGUACUUUUCUAAAUAUUAUAUUGUAGGAGAAAGUUUAAAAGAUAACUCCACAUGUAUAGAUCCUCCUGAUAAAAGGCAAAAUGUUAUCCUCCUGUAUUUUUUUAAUGUAAUUGAUCGUAGGUGUGAAUUUAUGGUGGAUUAAGUUACAUCUAAUGUCAAAAUUGUUACUAUACAGUUCAAUGGCAUCUGCCCUCAAGUGACUAUUAUGAAUAAGUGGCGUGUCCUCUGAGACGCGCUUUAUAGAGGAGUGAGAUGUAAUUUAAACAUCAGUGCCGUUUUGGAGCCCUCUUGUGGCCAUUAAUAAAAAUUACAAAAAUGCUGUGUA